GGCUUGUUGCUCUUCCAGAAGCCAGAGAGGUUUCGCAUCGGCGUCUCGCCGCAGUGGGGAACCCAUAUCUAAGCCCCCGAACUGUUUAGAUGCGGGCUGCCCGCCGCUGAAUGCGGGAAGACUGCAAGGUCGUCUGGGUUAUGGCAGGAAUCGGGGUGAGCCGCAGCAGCAGCCGCGUGGCUCUGCUGCCUCCGCGCGCGCGACUUGUUUGUUGUCAGGCGGGUCCAUCUGGCGGGCAGCGGAAGGACUGCUCAUAUAGAGACACGGUACUUUCCCCCCUCUCCUCUCACCUUCAUCUAUUAGAAUCCACACACAUACACACACACACCCACACCCCUGGGCCACCUAAUGACACACUUUCCCGCUGUGUUCAAUCCGGAUGAGAGGAAGUCUUUAAUAUACUAGAGACACAACUCAAGCUUACGGGCAGGUGCUACCGGAAACAAACUUUCUCCUUAUCCCCCUGAUGCUAACUCGUUUUUUUAAGCUAGCUGUACUGGUAAACAACUAAACAGAACUAAUAAUUUUGUCUGGUUGAUAAAAACUAAUUGUUUACCUGUCCUAUAUAUUGACAUAAUGUGUGUCAGUACGUUUGGGGCUUGAUGGUGCCCACCCGCGGAGCUCAUCAACUCUCCCCGAAGUGUGUGGAACUCAAGCCCCCGGCCGCCCGCCGAAGAAUAGCUCUCUUUAAAUAUUCAUCCUCCACUGCCUGCAGGCACUACUUUUCCUCCCCGCUGACCGACCCCUGCUGCUCCGAGCCUCGCCACUGAAGCAGACAAAACGUGAGGCUGUACGGGCGACUGAGAUGAAGGGCAUGUAAAUGAGUUUGCUCUUCUUAUUGUAUAUAUUUUUUCUUUUUGGAUGCUGGUCACUGGGGUUGACCUAUUGAAACAUGGACGAGCAUGACCAUGGAGCUCCACCGGUAACGUGAGGGUUUCUCGGAUGUUGGGUGUGUCAUAGGAGAGUAACCUUGAUGGGGACCGCAGCUGUGCAGUUUAAAGCUGCUUUGGACGAGAGGACCUCUCCUCACAGUGAUUUCAAACCUGUGUACAGUUCCUGCAUUAAAUCAGAUUGGCGUGUCUAAACCAAGAAAGGUUCAAAGGUCAGCUUCUCUGAAUCCUGUACAGAAGGCAUGUUGUGUCCAUAGUCGCUCGUCAAAAUGCCAGGCAAAAAAGACACCAAGAAGGACACAAAGAAGGGAGGUAAACCAGAACCAGAAAAAAAGAAAGAGGAGGAAAAGAAAGGCAAGGAAGACAAAAAGGGAGGGAAAGAUGACAAGAAACCCACAAAGGAUGAUAAAAAAGGUGGGAAAGAUGACAAGAAAGGGGGAAAGAAGGGAAAGGAGGAGCCACCCAAGGGGAAGGACGGAGGAAAGAAAGGAAAAGAUAAACAAAAAGGCAAGAAAGUAGAGUCAGAGGAAGAGGAAGAGGAGGUAUUCAGUGACGAGGAAGAGGAAGAAGAGUUUAGUGAGGAAGAAGAUGAAGAGGAGGACUCAGAAGAUGACAGAAGGGGAAAAGGAGGAAAGGGGGGUAAAGGGAAAAAGGGGAAAUCUAGACGAGGAUACGACUCGGAAGAGGAUGAAGAAGAUUUUGAAGAUGAAUAUGACGAAGAUGAAGAUGUCCGGGGGAAGUCAAAAAAGAAAGCUAAGGAUGGUCAACACAAAGGAGGAAAAUCUGAUACCCAUAAGAAAAAGGCCAAGAAAAAAGAAGAACCUCCCCCACCUCCAGCCAAGGAAAUACCUAAGAAAGGUUUGAAGAACAUGUCCAGAAUGUUCUUGAAGUUUUCUGGUUUUCAGAGGCGCAAGAACAGCGUGAAGAAGCUGAAAAGCACGUCUCGUUUGUUUCUUGGUUUGGGGAGAAAAAUGAGCAAACUUGCCAAGAAGAAACGCAGAAAGUCUAUGAUGAAAAACACUUCCCGAUUUAUGAUGAAGUUUCAGGCAAGCAAAAAGAGAAAAAAACAGAAAGAGGCCAAGGAGAAUGGUGGAAAGAAACACAAGUACAUGCUUCUUCGUCUGGGGGGAUUAUCGAAUGAGAAGAAGGGUGGCUUCUUCAAAGGUUUAUUUAAAAAAAAGGGUGGGGCUGGACCUUCUGAUGACUUUAAAAACAGCAGCACAUUAUUGGGGAAGGUUGCUGCAGCAGCUAACUGGCUGACAAAACGUUUUAUCUUCAACAAAAUGCGAGGGAACUCAAGAAAUAAUGGCUGGGGGAGUCGAGGAGGAAACAACAGACAAUCCAGUUCUAGGCAAAAUAUCCAUGGCUAUUAUAACAAUGGUUAUGAACAUGGGGAGGAGAUGUAUGGCUACGACUAUCAAGAUUUAGCCCACCAGAAAGGUUAUGGAGGAUAUGAUGAUGGUUAUGGUGGCUAUGAUGAUAACCCAAUGGCAUCAUAUGGAAGACAGGGUCAGUUUGGUUACAAUGGUGCAGGUGGAACUGAUUAUCAAGACCUAGAGUAUUAUGAGGAAGAUGGACUAUAUGAUUUAAAUGCAGGAUAUUAUGAAGAGGAUCUUUAUGAUGAUGACAUGGGUCAUUAUUAUGGCCCUCAUUCAUCUGCUCAAGCAUUGUAUUAUGACCAGGAAACUGAUGACUAUGGUUACCAGCAACAACCAGCAAUGUAUGAUGAGCAUCUGGACUACUAUGCUCCAGUGGGCAAAGGUUAUGUCUAUGGAGGGGAGGAGGAUGGGUUCCUGGAUUCUGCAGCUCAGGUGUAUUAUGAUGAAAAUGGUCAUGGAGUUUAUUAUGAAACUGGACUCAUGGACCCGUAUGAAAGCACACAAGAAAGCUUUUAUCAAACCCCUCAUACAUCCUUCAUGGGGGUGCAAGGUUUUCCACCAGACUAUCAGUUUACCUAUAAUGAUGGUGAAAUGACCUACCAAGACUUCAGCUCACAGCAGACAACUGGAUUCCAACCAUCAAGUCAGCAUGUCUAUGGCUUUGAAGGUUUUGAUGGCCAGGGAAUUGAUCAGGCACAGGGAUUUUAUGGGGACCAGUACGGUGGCCAGAUGAAUCAAAGUAGGGAAGAAACUAGUGGGUUUCAGGAAGGAGACAUUACCUUUAGGGUUCCUAGACCUCAAGUGCGACUGUUUGGGAAAGAGCGUCUAGACGUCCCUUUGCCCCCUCCACCUACGUUGCCACCUGAUCCUGAAUUUGAGGACAUGUCAGACAUCCAGUAUGAAGACCAAAUUCCUGCUCCAGGUCUGAAUGGAAACAUGAUGUCCCUACAGCAGAUGAUGCUACCACACCAACAGAUGAUGCUACCACAGCAACAGAUGACGCUACCACAGCAACAGAUGAUGCUACCACAGCAACAGAUGAUGCUACCACACCAACAGGUGAUGCUACCACAGGAGCAGGUGAUUUCUCCACAUCAGCAGAUGAUUUCUCCACAUCAGCAGAUAAUUUCACCCCACCAGCAGAUGAUUUCACCCCACCAGCAGAUGAUUUCACCAAACCAACAUAUGAUAUCUCAACCGCAGCAGUUUAUUUCCCCUCAACAACAGAUGAUACAAAUGCAAGCCAUGUCACCUCAAGGGAUGAUGGUGUCACCUCAAAUUAUGUCAUCACAAGAGCGGAUAAUGUCACCUCAAAUGGUGACACCACAAGAUCAAAUGAUUCAACAACAAAUGUCGCCACAAAUGAUUUCUCCACAGAUGAUGACAGAUCCAAUGGCAAUACCACAGCAGCAGGGUUAUGGACCUCCCUCAAUCCCAACUCCAACCGCUAUGAUUAUUAAGCAAGCAAACAUGUCUCCACUUUCUGUCCGACGGAUGCAACUCUCUCCUACUCCAUCCCGCCGCUCUGUCAUUAUGCCCUCUCCACAGAUGCAACGACAUCCAUCUGCCAUGCCUUCCCCUGUGCCCUCUCCGAUGGUUGCACGUGGAGGGAUCCCCUCACCUCAGCCUUUGGUGAGGAGUGGAUUUGUUAACUCUCAAAGACCCCCCUCUGUUAUAUCUCGAGGAAUCUCCCACAAUGCCUCCCCUAUGGUGUCCCCAAUGCUUCAUCGUAAAAUGCAACCACAGAGAUCAACCUCUGUCCAAGCUAGAGGACCAUCACCCCCCCAUUCUCCACGUGCCUCUAUGAUUCGCCAGAGUCCUCCAGGCUCACCAAGAGCAUCUAUGAAGCGCUAUUCUCCACCACCCUCACCCCGUCUUUCCAUGAGGAUGCAAAGUCCUCCACCAUCACCUAUACCUGCACAACAUUCAUUUGAAGGAGCACCAAUGCGAAGGUCACCAUCCCCUCCCAUGUCUCCAGGUCACGUAUCUCCUCCUCAGUUAAGCAGAAGAUUUUCUCCCUCUCCCUCGCCUUCUCGUAGAAGUUUAUCUCAGCAAGGACCACCACCUGUUUCUCCAUCUCCUACUCUUUCUCGACGCUCAACUCGCCUGCUAAGGGAUCCCACACCAGUGGCCAGGCCUCGGCUAGGAGGGAAUGUUCCUCUAGGUACUGUCAGACCUUCUCCUAUGGGUCUCAGAGGGCGUCCAGUUCCCCCACCCACCCAGAAUGUUCGGCCAUUUCGCCCGUCUUCUAUAAGAAGCAAUAGAUCUUCUGUUCUUACCAUAGACUCCCUCCACUCAUCUCCUUUCCAGUCUCCCCAUAUGGUUCAUCGAGCUCCGCUGAUGAGAAGAGAGUCAGGCCGACUUCCUCCUCGGCCCAUUGCUCGAGGGCGUCCUCUUGUCAAGCAGUCCAUAAGGAGGAUGCCUCCUGCUUCACCACAGUUUUCCCAUAAGCAAAUGUCACAUCCUGCAUCCCCACGUCUCUCCCCUCGUCUUUCUCAUCGGUCCUCCCCCGUCCCAGCCCCUCGCACUGUCCACCCCCCUAAUUUUUCCUCAGAAAUGUACAUGUCAGGUCCAAAUGCUGAUCCCUUACCUCAAUUUGUUGUCCCUUCUCCACAAAUGGUUGCCAUGGGUGACAUAUCUCCUAAAUAUGUAGAACAGCCCUAUGAGCAGCCCCUGCCCCCUUCUUCCCCAGUAUUGUCUGGUGCUCUGCAAAACCAGGCAUUGAGAGACGCAUCGUAUGUGUCUCCACUACAAAGACCGCAGUCUCCAUACACAUCUUUACCCUCAUCUCCGAUGCUCUCUGGAGCCUUGAGACAUGGUCAGGCACUCAGAGGAGUGGCUUCUUAUCAGACCCCACAGUUGCAAUCACCAUAUGGUCCAACUGUUGUCACUCCAUAUGAUUAUAUCUCUGAACCUGGCCCUGCACCACUGCUUCAUGAUGCACUGCAAAGCCGGUCUAAUUUGCAAAAUGUCUCUGCUAUAAAGUCUCCCAUGAUGCAACGUCGUAAUCCUUAUUCACCAACAGUCCCGCAGCUCCACAGUGCUCUUCAUCAGAACCAAAACCUUCGGCAAGCGUCUUUUCAAACACCAAUGCAACUAAGUGGGCCCCAUCCUGGACCUCAAAGACCUUCCUCACCAAUGUUAGGAAGUGCCCUGAAAAAUCCACAUUUAAUGCAGGCAUCCUUCCAGCUGCCAGCCGGGACCUUAACAUCCCCUUAUACAGUUUCACAUUCCCCCUCAAUGCUUGGCCAAGCACUUGGAAACCGACAAGUUAGGGGAGCGUCAUAUGUCCUGCCUGAUGGAUCAGUUGUCAGAGACCCCUACAACCAGCAAAAGCAAUUCUCACCUAAUCUCUCUGGAGCUCUUCAGAACCAGCAUUUUAGGAAUGCAUCAUACACCCUUCCCGACGGCACAAUUGUUGAUCCUCGACAGCCACAGUCUUUUUCACCGCAUCUUUCAAAGGCCUUAAGCAACCCAGCUCUGCGUGAAGCCUCCUACUCUCUGCCUGAUGGAACCAUUGUGAUUGAUUCCAAGACACAAAAAUCAGCAAAUCUUACAGCAGCUCUUCAAAAUCCUUACCUGAAGAGUGCGUCUUACACUUUACCAGAUGGCACUAUCAUCAUUGAUCCACGGAAACCUGCCUCUCCAAACCUUUCCGGUGCACUCAGAAAUUCCGCGCUUAUGAAUGCUUCGUUCUCACUACCAGAUGGGGUUCGAGACCCUAGUACUCCAAUACCGCCAAACCUGGCUAAGGCUCUCAAUAAUCCAGCCUUAAAGGGAGCAUCAUACACGCUUGCAGAUGGAACAAUAAUAGUGGACCCAAGAAAACCAAGGAGCCCAAACCUCUCAGCUGCCCUUCAGAAUCCUUAUCUGAAGGGUGUGUCCUACACCUUACCCGAUGGAACUGUCGUUAUUGAUCCAUGGAAACCAGUUGGUCCUAAUUUAUCUAAAGCUCUUUUGAAUACAAACCUUCGUGGUGCAUCAUAUCAUCUCCCUGACGGCUCACUGGUCAUGCCCGGGCAGAAACCCUCCUCUCCAAACCUAACAUCUGCUCUCAGGCAAAACAUGAACCUUCGCUCUAAAAAUCUCUACCAUCUCUCAGACAAUUCAGUGCUAACAGGAGCACCCAAGCCCACCAGCCCCAACGUUUUCUCUGCGCUCCAGAAUGAUGAACUGCGUGAUGUCAAUUUAAGGCUGCCGGAUGGGUCUCUUCUAAUGCGACGAUUCAACAACCCUAAGCUCUCUGAAGCCAUCCAAAACCAGCAACUUCGUUAUGCUUCAUACACUGUGCCAACAGGACUGCAGGGCGAGGACAAUCGAUAUGCUGUGAUACCUCCUUAUGGGCCACGUUCUGGGCACUGGGCAAGGAACGCUCAAGGUGGAGGUGAUGGUGGGGAGGAUGUUUGGGCAGCUGAGAGGGUUCUGCCACAUGGAACGGUCCAGAAUUUGUCAAAGUGGGCCAUGUACAGGGAAGAUGGGGUGUUAGAAGGGUACACACCAGCUCCGAGAGUCGUGGGAGGACAGCCUCAAGGACUAGACUGGAUGCCUGAUAGAGCCAGAGUGCCUGGUCAAUCCUGGUAUGACAAGAUCUACUCUGUCAUAAGCAUGCCUACAACAAGCCACAGGGUUAAACGCUGGGCGGAGGGAAUGGAAGAUAUGACACAGCUUCCUGAGCUGAAUGAAACUACCGUUCUGAUGAACUUGAAGAAACGGUUCGACCAAGAACUUAUUUAUACGUACAUAGGCAGCAUCCUUGUGUCUGUGAACCCCUACAAGCUGCUGAAUGUUUACGGCACAGACAUGGUACUUCAGUAUGAAGGCCACGGGCUAAGCGAUAACCCUCCUCAUCUUUUUGCCAUUGUUAACCUCUCAUAUACCACCAUGAUGGAUGCCAAAAAAGACCAGUGCAUUGUGAUUAGUGGAGAAAGUGGAUCAGGGAAAACUGAAGCAACUAAACUGAUACUUCGUUACCUCACAGCCAUACAUCAUAAGCGCAACGUCACACAACAGAUACAGAUACUGGAGGCCACGCCCUUGUUGGAGUCUUUUGGGAAUGCCAAAACGGUCCGUAAUGACAACUCUUCACGCUUUGGCAAAUAUGUGCAGAUCUACAUGGAUGAGGGUGUAAUCAGCGGUGCCAUAACGUCCCAGUACCUGUUGGAGAAGUCUCGUAUUGUCUUUCAGGCCAAAUCAGAGAGAAACUACCACAUCUUCUAUGAGUUGUUGGCAGGUCUUCCCCCCAAUGAGAAGCACUCGCUGUAUCUGCAGGAGGCUGAGACCUACUACUAUCUGAACCAGGGAGGGAACUGCACCAUAGAGGGGAAGGAUGAUGGGGAGGACUUCAGGCGUUUGCUGAGUGCCAUGGACAUCCUGUGUUUCACUCCAGAGGAGCAGAAUGGCAUCUACAGGCUUCUGUCGUCAAUCCUUCAUCUGGGGAACACCUACUUCGAGCCACAUCAGGCUGAGGGGGAGGAAGUGGCGUCGGUGGUGAGUGCUCAGGAGAUCAGGGUGGUGGCUGAGCUGCUGCAGGUCUCACCGGAAAGCCUGCAGAAAUCCAUCACCUUCAAGAUGACAGAUACAGUGAGGGAGAAGAUCUACACACCGCUGACGGUGGAGAGUGCUGUGGAUGCCAGAGAUGCUGUUGCCAAGAUCCUGUAUUCGCUGCUGUUUAGUUGGCUGACGGAGCGCAUCAACGGACGGGUCUACCCUCGCACUGAAGCCCUCUCCAUCUCCAUAUUGGACAUAUAUGGAUUCGAGGAGCUACAGGUGAACAGCUUCGAGCAACUGUGUAUCAACUACGCCAACGAAACUUUGCAGUUCUACUUUGUAAAAGUCGUCUUCCAAGAAGAGCAGGAGGAAUACAUGCGGGAGCAGAUCGAGUGGCAGCAACACUCCUUUGGCAACAACCAGGCAUGCCUUGACCUCAUUGCUGCAAAGCCUCAUGGGAUACUGCGCAUACUGGAUGACCAGUGCAGUUUCCCCCAGGCAACAGACCACACCUUCCUCCAGAAGUGCCACUAUCACCAUGGAAACAACCCAUUAUAUUGCAGGCCAAAGAUGCCCCUGCCAGAGUUUACACUGAAGCACUACGCAGGGAAGGUCACCUAUCAGGUGCAUAAAUUCUUGGAUAAAAAUUUUGACAUGGUUCGCCAGGAUGUUUUAGACCUCUUCAUUCAGAGCAGGAACAGAAUGCUAUCAAACCUCUUCUUGAAGUAUUCGGAGUCGGUGUCACAGCAGCAGUCUAACCUGCGGCGUAGCAGCAGCGCUCGCCGUCAUCAGGCCAACACGGUCAGUUCCAAGUUUCAGACCAGUCUGCAAGAGCUGCUGGACAAGAUGCAAAGGUGUAACCCUUAUUUUGUGCGAUGCAUCAAGCCAAACCAUCAUAAGGCGUCAGGAAUAUUCGAUCUGGAUGUUGUCAACACUCAGCUGCACUACUCUGGCAUCAUGGACACAAUCCUUAUAAGGAAGGAAGGUUACCCAAUCAGAAUGCGCUUUAGCAACUUCCUGUCGAGGUAUAAAGCCCUGCUCUGCCUGAAGGAUUCUCCACCUGCCGAUGGAGAAAAUUGUGUUACUAUGCUCCACAAACUUUGUCCAGUCAAAAAGGGUUCGUAUCAGGUGGGAGUCAGCAAGAUUUUCCUGAAAGAGGAGCUGUAUUACCUGCUGGAGGGGAAGCGCGACCGCGUGCUGGACAUAGCCGCCAUGACUCUGCAGCAACACGUUCGCACCUUCUUUGUCCGAAAGAGCUUCGUCAAGUUUAAGCACCGCGUGACUUUGUUUGAGGCCCGCUGCAGAGGCUACCUGGCCAGGAAAAAGUUUGUCCUGAGAAGGAAAUACCUCAUCCGGCUACGCUCCAUUGUGCUGCUGAUCGUCAACCGCCAGCGCUACAUGAGGACAGUGGUGGAGCCUGCCAGGCAGGCGGAGGAGGAUCGCAUCAAUCGAGAAGUGGUGAACGUGACGACACUGCCAAUUCCCGCAGAGCUGUCUGGCCUGCUUCACGCCGCUUCAGGAGGAGCUGAGCUACACUCUGACUGCUUGGCAGUUGUUCAGGCUCCUAAAGUUGAGGUGGACCCUCAGCUGACCCUCCCCCUGGAUGUUAACAACUACCUCAUGACUCAUUUCAUCCAGGCCAUGUUCAGGGAGCCAUUGUUUGGGAUGCUCACAGCCCCACUGGAGAAUUCCCUAAUCCGAGUGGGGGAUGAGCUCAAACGUGGAGCCCUCCACGUUUUUAUUCUGAUACUAAGGUUCAUGGGUGAUCCUGACUUGAAUGGAGCUCAGGAGAAUCUCUUUGGGAACUACAUAAUCCAACAGGGACUGGCCAAUCCCAGCCUCAGGGAUGAGAUUUUAUCUCAGGUAGCCAAUCAGGUGUGGAGAAAUCCUAACGUGCUAAAUUCCGAGCGUGGCUGGCUUCUCCUCUGCUCCUGUGUGUCUGCCUUUCUGCCCUCCCAAAAGCUGGCCAAGUAUCUGCUUAAGUUUGUGUCUGACUAUGGACCGGAGGGCUUCAACUGUGUGUGUCAGCACCGCAUGCUUCAAGGUUUGCAGCGGGUCAGUGUGGGGCCGGAGUAUGCUCGAACCUACCCCCCGUGUCUAUUGGAGUGGACAGCCAAUCGCAAGAGAGCUCACAUGGUUCUUCACAUACUCUGCUUCGAUGGUUUGUCUUUUCUUUGUCCGCUGCAUUCAUGGACAACAGGAGAAGAGAUCGCUAAAAACAUACUACAGCACCGGGGAGUAUUGGAAGGUCGUCGAGGCUGGUCAGUCCUCCUGAAGGAGCCGGCUCAGUGGGUUGAACUGGAGGGCUCAGACUACGUCCUGGACUUGAUGUCAGACUUGGAGCUUCCUGCUAACUUUCCCAAACACAACAGCUACUUCAUCAUCUCAGCGCUAGAGCCAAACAGAGUGCGGCCCAAUGCCAGCAUAAGCCUGUUGGGCGGUGGGUUUGACACGAGUGAUGACAUCAUGUCUUCAGUCAUACCUGGCUCUGAAGGACUCAGCCCAGACUUUCAGCCUCAGAGAGGGAUGGAUCAUUAUCUUGACAGCCUGUUCGACCCCGUUCUGUCUGACGGAGCUGGAGAAAUAGAAUCGGCUGCGGGACUAUCCAGCAGGAUGAAGGGAGCUGGGGGAGUGGGAGGGAAGUGGCAACAGCAGGGGUCCCACUCUGGCCCCCCACUUCCACCUGGAGCUGUGAGAGUCCUUCCUGUGGGAGGCGUGAUGUCGCCUCCUGUUGCUGCAGUGGCACCUGUAACAUCUGAUGCCCAGCAGGCUGUUUUGACUCAGGAGCAGCAGGCGAUUGUGAACCAGCAGGCCAUCAUCAUGGCUCAGCAGAUGAGCAUGCAGGCCAUGGCGAUGGUCGGCAGCCCGGUGUCGAGCCCCCCGACCUCUCCCAUCACCAGCCCUCCCAUGAGUCCUCGACAACAUCACCCGCCAAGCCCCUACGCCCCUUCCAGCCCAUACGCCGUCAUACCUCCAAGUCCAUAUGCUAACAUCCCGCCGAGUCCCUAUGCUAACUUUACUCCGACUCCUUAUGCCGCGGCAGACAUGCGCCCCAGCCCGUAUCCUCCUACUGCGCAGCGGGAGCAAGCUCCAUCACAGCAUCCCGCUGUUCCUCAGGCCCGACCUCAACCCCGCGCCCACCACGCUGACUUCACCAGAGCUGACCCCGCUGCACCAGCUCAGUCAGGUAAACACAGCUCCCCUCAGAGAAAGGCUUCAGGUGCCUCUGUAAACAAGGAGCCAGCCAGGAAAUUUGGCCCUGAAGUGAUGUCUCCUCUGCCCCCUGCUGGAGAAAUGGUGAAGUAUUCAGCUAAGUCUUCAGACCACAUCGUCCCCAGUCAUGAUAUCAAAGAAAUCAUCAAUAGGUAUAACUCCCCUCCACCGCCUCCAGACCCAGUACCGCUCGGAAAGAGGAGACCAGAGGGGAAGUUUAAAAAGAAGCAAACGCCUCGUGACGAAGCUUUACAGAUUCUCAAACCCCAGAUGGACAACCCUCCAGUUCCACAGCCGAAACGUCCCAUCGCCCCAUCCCCGUCUGCCUCUGCUGUGAAGGAUGCAGGCUUCAAACCGAGGAGCGCAAAAACAAAAGCGCCUUAUCGUCCUCUGCCCAAACCUCCCCCAGUUUCUCGAGAGCUGCCGGUGGAGAUGGAGACCAUCCAGACACAGCUUCAUCGGAGCACCAACGAGGAGCACUACACCUACACCAACGUCCCCUGGAGGCUUUAUCUCAGGAAGGAGGUGUUUUAUCCCAAAGACAGUUUUAACAACCCCCUGGUGCUUGAUCUCAUUUUCAAGCAGAUAGUAAAUGACACCCUGUCAGAGGCAUGUGUUCGCAUCACCCGGGAUGAAAGGCAGAAAAUGAAAGCCCUUUUUGCCAAACACGGAGUUCAGCAGAAUAUGGAUCCGGUUGAGGAACAUGUGAAGAAAACGGUUGUGACAGCCGCCAGGGAAACCUGGCAAAUAUACUUCUCCAGACUCUACCCUGCCUCGGGUAGUGUAGGAACGGGUGUGCAGGUGCUGUCAGUGUCCCACAGCGGCAUCAAAUUGCUGAAGACAGUAAAAAGCAGCACUGCAGCUCCAGACUACUUCAGAGUCCUGCGACCCUACUCAUAUGCAGACAUCCUCUUUGUGACCAUCCCCUCUGAGAACAUGCUGGAGUUCAACCUGACCAAUGAGAAGCUGAUCCUCUUCUCCGCCAAAGCAUCCCAAGUCAAGCAUCUGGUGGACACCUUCAUCAAUGAGAUCAAAAAGGACUCAGACUACGUGAUUGCAGAGUGCAACUUUGUGACUGAUGACCGCUCCAUGCUCGUUUUCCAUAAGGGGGACAUCAUCCGACUGCAAGUUAUGGACGGGCUGGAGAAAGGUUACAGCUAUGGCUGUGUCGUGAGAAAGAAGGUUGUCUUUUUGGAAGAACUCAGACGAGACUCCCAGGACUUUGGGUGGAAGUUUGGCGCCGUGUUCGGCCGCUCUGGCGCUUUCCUGGCUGAGUGCGUGCGACCCGUCGCUCCCCCCGACUUCCUGUCGCUGCCGCUGGACCGAACGUCGGAGCCUCGAGACGGAGCGGGGCAGUUUGCCGUGUCUUCAGCUGUCGCCGUGGCAGUGGCGUCCACCAUGGCUGCACACGAGAUCGAUCAGACAAUUGAGAAAGUUUCCCUUGAUGGUUUUCCUGAAGCAGAUCUGGAUGAGAGGCUCCUGCAUGACAGCAAAUACGACAUGCUGGAGUUUGCUAAGAAGUUUUUCAGACAGACGCCCAGCAGGAAAGAAGAUUCUUUGAAGGUCAAAAGUAAGAACAGAGACUCCAGGGAGCCCACCGAAAUGAUCAAGUUCUCCAAGACUCCGCUGGUGGAGUCCCUCAUAGAGUUCACAGAUCACGCCAUGAACAGAGUGGCAGCUGAUCUCUUCCUGUCCAUCAUGCGCUUCAUGGGGGAUUCGCCGUUAAGAGGUGUGACAGAGCAGGAGGUGAUCAGCACUUUUCUCAAGCUGAUAGGAGAGUUCACCUUGAUGAGGGAUGAGGCUUACUGCCAGCUCCUCAAACAGCUUACUGCCAACACCAGCUCCAAACCCGAUAGUUGCCAACGAGGCUGGAGGCUGCUGUACAUCCUGACGGCGUUCCACCGCUGCUCCGAGGUCCUCAGGCCCUUUCUGCUGAAAUACCUGCAGCAGGCCUCUCGCAGCUCAGGUGCACAGUAUCAGGGCAUUGCAAAAGCAUGCGAGCAGAAUCUGAAGAAAACCCUCCAGCACGGAGGUCGCCUUGUCCCGCCCAGCAGCAUGGAGCUGAAGGCCAUGAUGGCAGGACGCAGUUCCAAGCGUCAGCUGUUUCUCUUCCCAGGAGGAAUUGAGCGCCACGUAAAAAUCAAGACAUGCACUGUCGCCCUGGAGGCGGUGGAGGAGCUGUGCUAUGAGAUGGGCUUACACAGGCUGGAGGCCAUGGAGGAGUACGCCAUAUUUUUGGUGACUAAUAGAGGCCAGCAUGUGCGACCUCUAAACAAGCACGAGUACAUCCUGGACGUGACAACGGAGGCAGAGUUAGUCGACUCGAGCUACAGCCUUUGGUUCAGACGAGUCAUCUGGACUCAGCCGCUCCGGUUUGAAAACGAGCUGUGCGUGGCCAUGCAGUACAACCAGAUCCUUCCAGACUACCGUAAAGGUCUGCUCAACGUUCUUCCCCAAGGAAAAGUCAGCGAUCAGCAGUUCCACCAAAUCUCCAAACUGGCAGCUUUGCAGCACCGAGCUAAAGACAGCGUGUUUAUCCCCAGCAUACACGAAUUAUCCGAGUACAUCGCCGCACCUCUUUUCAAAAAGCAGCAGCCGCAGCAGUGGGUUACCAUGGUGACGCAGCACAUGCAGCAAGCGCAGGCGCUGAACCCGCACCAGGCCAGGGCACAGUUUCUGGGGCUGGUCAGCGCAUUCCCAAUGUUCGGCUCCUCUUUCUUCUACAUCCACAGCAGCAGCUCCACCACUUUCUUCGCUCCCUGUAUCCUAGCUGUCAAUCAACAUGGUCUCCACUUCCUUCACAAAAACACACACGAGCUGAUGGCUAUGGUCCCUCUGGCAGAGGUGCAGUCCAGCCGCACCCAGAGGCCCACGGCUGGAUCCAGUUACCCCUACGUGGACAUCACUGUCGGAGACAUGAACGCACAACGAGUCGUCCAGCUGCAGCUUGAGCAGAGCCUGGAGCUGUGUCGAGUUAUUGCCAUGCAGGUGGAGAACAUGAUGUCUGUGCGAGAAAAAAGGCUCACUCUGCCACCCAGUGAAAUCACUGUGUUGUAGCACAUUCACACACUUUACCCAAAAAUAAAAGUGUCUCUG
This is a messenger RNA of Oryzias melastigma (Indian medaka), 14065 nucleotides long. It is a transcript of the gene myo15ab, whose product is annotated as myosin XVAb. Gene Ontology annotation, cellular component: cytoskeleton; myosin complex. Lineage: Eukaryota; Metazoa; Chordata; Actinopteri; Beloniformes; Adrianichthyidae. The transcript is spliced from 77 exons. The record is from RefSeq and is a predicted model, not a curated record. Bases 1160 to 14026 code for a protein of 4288 amino acids. Gene Ontology annotation, molecular function: protein binding; ATP binding; cytoskeletal motor activity.